Molecule: messenger RNA, 2658 nt
Organism: Thermothelomyces thermophilus ATCC 42464
Lineage: Eukaryota; Fungi; Ascomycota; Sordariomycetes; Sordariales; Chaetomiaceae
Exons: 4
Coding region: 118-2388 (756 amino acids)
Source: RefSeq, a predicted model, not a curated record
CCGAGGUCGCGCAAGUUCUACUAAACGAUCGACUCGCGUUCUUCCGUCGCUUCUCGGUUGUGGCAGGACAGGAGCCUGGACAAGGAUUCGGCGCCCGCGCCCGGUGUCGCAAUCGCAAUGCAGCGGUCGCAGCAACUUCGAACGGCGACCCAGACUCGCAGGAGCGCCCGCUCUGGCUUCCCGGAACCGGACGACUUCGAAGGUCUUCCCGUGCGACAAUGGCGCCAGGAAUGGGUGCACGUUGCGCCUUCGGCGCCGCAGGAGAUGACCCAGCAGGGCGACCGCUGGGCGGUUGAACUCCCGUACGGCAUGCCGAGAGAAUCCCAUCUCCUCCCGCCACACAGCCAGGAACUGCUCCGUGCCGCGAGAUCGGGUCGGCUAUACAAGCGCCCCGCGCCCGUCGAAGAGGAGGAGCCCGAUGCCGAUAUCGACCCCGUCAAGGGCGACAAGAAAGAUUGGGACCCGCCCAACGACGGGUACGUCGUCAAGAUGUGGAAGCAGGUACCGCGCAAUGCCGAGGUGCCCACCGUAUCCCACCUGGCGAAGCGCCACAAGAACACGGUCACGCUCGCCUCCAAGACGGUAGCUCCCCAGGCCGCGGGGCCCACCGUCAUCCGCGCUACCGUUCGCCGCAUCGACGCCGCCGGCAACCCCUACGAACAGACCGUCACCCUUACCGAGGGGCAGCAAGUCGACGGCGAAAUCAUCUCCACCAGUGUCGUGCCCGCGCCGGCGGCAACACAGACAGAGCCACCCGCCCAACAGGCGACACCAGUCCGGAGACGCCCUCCGCCUCCGAAACGAAAGGCCAAGGGGCCCGGGCGCGGCCGCAGGAAGGGAAAGCUGCCCCUGCCCCUGCCCGCGACCAGGUCACAGGCUGCUGCUGCUGCUGCUGCUGCUGCCGCCGCCGCCGCCGACGGUGCGCCAUCUGUCGACCCCGAAACUGGAAUCAAGGUUGAGGACACCGAAGACAGCACAAAUCAGGAUAGCGAGAUGGUCGAUGUCUCGGGCGUGCCGUCCGAAGACGAAGGAGAGGGUAGCGAGGGCGAGGGCGAGGAAGAAGAGGAGGGAGACGAGGAGGCCGGAGAUGACGAAGUGGCAGAGGCGUCGAACGCCGACGAGCCCGGCGUUGAAGACCGCGGUCAAGAGACCGAGGACUCGGAGAUGUCGGAGGCCAUCCAACCGGGUUCCGUUGAGGAGCCCGUCGAGCCCCGUGCUAAGGCGGAGGAGCCGGAUGACGGUACUACCGUAUCCAAAGCCCGCUUCCAGCCACCGAGCCUGGCCAACCUCGGUUCAUCCGCCUCGUCCAAGAUUGAAGGCAGCCCUCUGAAGAACGUCAUGGUUGCUUCACCCACCGAGCCGUCACCAAACAUGUCCCCCACCCCGAGCGCAUCCUUGGCGGCCACGAAUCACCCGGAAGCGCAAUCGCAGACGAAGUCGGGGGACGGCGCUGCUAGCCAGGCACCCGCAAGCGAGGUACCGACUCAGGGGAUCCUCCCGUCGCUCAGGGACCCUGUUGUCCCCGCGCAUGCCGGCAGCCAGGGCCCGGCGGCCGCGGCAACGCAGCCAACCGAGCCUUCCCCGCCAGCUCCCUCCGAAGACCAACCGGAACCAAUGGCCACAGACGACGCGACGCCAGGUCACUUUCAAGCAUCCGCUGAGCCCCAGCCUGUGUCCACCAUAGACGCCACCAAACAGCCGUCGUCGCCGCCUGCCGCCGAGCCAGCUCCAGGCGAAGAACAGCAGGGACAAGGCGAAGAAGCGCCAGCACCUCCCAACUCGAACCCCCCCCAGUCGACAGCCUCCCCGGUUGUGACCCCAACAACAGCAGCAGGACCUACAGAAACAGCAGCAGCAGUAGCAACAACAACAACAACCGAAGCAACGCCUCCGCCGGUAGCGGUGGCAGCCGCACCAGCAACCGGGCCAGACGACGAAGAGGACGGCCUGAACCUCCUCGGCAGCCUGGAACGGGAGCUCGAUCGGCAGCAGGAAGGCAUAGGCAUAGGCAGCGGCAGCGGCAGCGGCAGCGGCAGCGGCAGCGGAGAAGACGAGGCCGGCGGGAACGGCGAUGGCGGCGUCUCCGAUGCCCCUGGUGCGGCCAAGACGGCGGAGGCCGAACCCGAGCCCCAGCCCCAGCCGGGGUCGGAACCGGAGCCAGAGCCGGAACCAGGGAGCGCAGGUGCUGCCGCUGGCGGAGCUGAAGGCGCCGGAGGAGGAGGAGGUGGCAACGGCGGCGGCGGCGGCGGCGAAGAUGGAGGUGGUGGUGGAGACGGCGGCGUCGGUCAAGGUAGUGGCGAGGACGGCGACGGCCGUGCCGCUGCCGCUGCCGCUGCUGCUGCUGCUGUCUCUUCGGAGGACGCUGCGCCCGAUGCUUCGUCAUCGUAGUCGUCGUCGCUGUCGUUGUCGCUGUCGUCGUCGCUGUCGUCGUCGCUGUCGUCGUCGCUGUCGUUGUCGUCGUUGGCAGCGGCGGCGGCGGCGGCCGUAGGGAGAUGAUAGAUGGGCACGCACAGAUCCAGAUCCGUGGGCAUUGUUCUUGACCCCCCUAGGUUGUGACAGUACUGCUGUCCUGUCCUGUAUUUACAAUACACAAGGCCGGUGAGAGUGAGGAUGCGGGAGCCCCGUCAGUGCCCGUGUUAGUCGCAACCCCCCCCCCCU